CCGUCACGCCCACCGGGCCGUGUUGGAACUGCCCGUGCUGGAUCCUGCAGCCGGACUCGCUCUCCGGCGCCGCUAUGCGUGGGGAAUAACGUUAUUGCCGAGCAACGAAGACGGAGCUCUGGGGUUGGGCGGCGAGAGCUUUGUGCAUAGGCACAAAGGCACAUUGGAUAUAGAUACCCUAGCAACACAUCCGACAGCAGGAAAAAGGGAUGACAUAGGCCCCGAGCCGGGACGGCCCAGCGGACAGAGAUGAGCCUCACUUCCUGGUUCCUGGUGAGCAGCGGAGGCACCCGCCACCGCCUGCCCCGCGAGAUGAUCUUUGUGGGGAGAGACGACUGCGAGCUCAUGCUGCAGUCUCGGAGCGUGGACAAACAGCACGCCGUCAUCAACUACGAACCGGCGACGGACGAACACAAAGUCAAAGACCUGGGGAGCCUGAACGGGACAUUUGUGAAUGAUGUCAGGAUCCAGGAACAGAUGUACUUUACUCUGAAAAUCGAUGACAAGCUGAGGUUUGGAUAUGAUACCAACCUGUUCACCGUGGUUCGAGGGGAGCUACACGUACCAGAGGAGGCUCUGAAGCAUGAGAAGUUCAGCAGUCAGCUGCAGUUGCCUAAGAAGCCAUCUGAAGGUGAGACGUCCAAAUCGUCAGGACCCAAGACCGCAGCCGAGAGCAGCAAGGCAGCGGAGGCUAGCGCGGAGGGAGCUGCCAAACCCAGCGAAGACAAGAUGGCGGGAGACUUGGCCGCACUGCAUCGUGGGACGCCUCUGUACGGGCAGCCAUCUUGGUGGGGCGAUGGCGAUGCUGACGAUGAGAAUUCCUUCAAGCAGGAAGCCAGAACAACUGGCAGGAAACAGGAGAGUGGCACAUCAGACAGCAGAGAUCCCCAUAAGAGUAAGGAGGGGGGCAGCCUGUGCCCCGCAGGCCAGGAGCCCAGCUACUUUGAGAUCCCCACCAAGGAGUCUCUGAUGGCGGAGUGCAGCAUCCACGAGGUGCCCACCAAGGACACGGAGAGCGGGGUCGUCGCCCCGGCAACAGCCAGCGCCAGCACCGAGGCCGCCAGCCAGGGCCACGCCUCCUUCACCAUCGAGUUCGAUGACGCAUCCCCGGGGAAGGUGAAGAUCCGCGAUCACGUGACCAAGCACACCCCCGACGCCCGUGCCCCGGAGCCCCGGUUCCGCCCCCGGAGGUCCCCCCAGCAGGGAGGGGGCGAGCUCAGCACCCUGCAGGCCGCCAUGAUCGCCGCCGAGAGCAAGGUGGCCGAUUGGCUGGCCCAGAACGACCCGCCCCUCGCCCGCAUGGAGUCCACUGAGGAAGACAGCAAGAGCAUCAAGAGCGACGUACCUGUGCACCUGCACAGGCUCAAAGGGAGCAAGCACUCGGACGGCACGCAGAGCGACUCUGAGAACGGGGCGGGGCACCGCUUCAACACCAGGAGGGCGGCGCUAGAACAGCGUCUGCGGGCGGGGCAGCACGGGGGCAGCCAGGGGCAGGCGGGCUCCAGUAGGACCACCUUCACCAUCGAGUUUUACGACGAGGACAACCCCCGCAAGCAGCGCUCCUACUCCUUCUCCCAGGCGGCCGGCGGGGUCGGGGGCGUGGCAGGGGGCGCGGCCGGGGGCGCGGCCGGGGAGGGGUCCUCCAGGCCCAAAGGCUCCGCCCCCGCCGGAGACCACAGAGGCGGGGUCUCACCGCACGGCGCCGGCCGGCUGCCACUCAAGCAGAAAUCGGAGGAGGGCAGUCCGGCCUGGAGCUCGGCCAGCGUCGGGCUGCAGACCAGCCCCGGCGACGACGCCCCCAAACCCCCCCGCCCCGGCGACAGGGACCCCCCCGAGGACGAUCUGAGCGACAAGGGGACCUACACCAUCGAGCUGGAGAACCAGAACCCUGAGGAGGCGGAGGCGCGUCGGAUGAUUGACAAGGUGUUUGGCGUGGAGGAAGCUCAGGCGCCCGUCCGGUCGGGAUGCCAGGAGCACCAGCAGGAGGGGGGGAAGGAGCGCCCGAAAGCAGCUAAAGGGGAGCUGAGGAAAACGUACUACAUCGACUCCCAGACGGACGACUUUAUUGGUGUAGGCAGUCCCCGCUGGGUGUCUCAAUGGGCCAGUUUAGCUGCCAAUCACACCAGAACAGACCCGGAAGGUUCCGGAGGAGAGACUCCAGCAUUCGUCCAUCAUGAGAAAGCGGCCGAGCUCAGAGAGACUGGGGUCUCCGUUAAAGCCGCUCCGCCUGUGACCUCGCUGUCGAGCCACACCGAGCGCAAGCGGAGGACUCUCCCCCAGCCGCCCGCCGAGGAGAAGCCCCCCGGCACCCAGCGGGGGCCCCCGGGGCCCGGCCCACGCUCCGAAAUCGGGGAGAAGCAGGACACCGAGCCGCAGGAGAAGGAGAGCCAGUCGGAUCCGGAUCCCGUGGGCGUGGCUGGCCGGGCGGAGGGGGCGGCGGCUAAGGACCAGAAGGGCGUGACCCAGAGGGGCGGGGCCCAGAGGGGCAUGUCCUCCAAGCCGUCUUCGGGCCGAGCGGCGGGUGGCGGGGGGGAGAAGAGGGUGGAGGACGGGCGGAGGAGGCGGUCGGGGGAGAGGGCAGGCAAGGGGAGGGAGGACAAGCAGGGGAAGCCGCUGGUCCGGCAGGGCAGCUUCACCAUCGACAGGCCCAGCGGCAACGUGCCCCUGGAGCUCAUUCCCCGCAUCGGCCAGCAGGGCGGCGCGGCGGGGCCGCGGCGGGGCUCCUCGGGCAGCCUGGACACCUCGGCGCUGCUGAAGGACACGCAGGCCGUCAUGGCCUUCCUGGAGGCCAAGCUGCGCGACGACCCCCCCGCCGAGGGCGAGGUCUCCCCCGAGUCGGACAUCGACACGGCCAGCACGGUGAGCCAGGCGGCGGGCGAGGCCGAGCGCAAGGCCACGCCCAAGCGCCGCACCCUGUCCAGCCUGCACCGGGAGAAGAGCUCCGCCGGCUCGGCCGCCAAGGGCGGCGCCGCCGCCAACGCCAACGCCCGCGAGCGCCUGGAGAGGAAGGCCAAGCUCCGCCCCUCCGAGAGCAGGGCGGAGCCCCGACGCCCCGCCCAGCCGGGCCACCGCGGCCGCCAGCCCUCGCUGGACCUGACGGACGACGACAUCACUUCCUCCCUCCCGCACUCCGCCUUCUCGGACGUGCUCUCCUCCGACCAGGAGACGGGCUCCGCCCACGGGCUCGCCCGAGGCCCCGCCCAGUUCGCCUCCACCGACGACCUCCUGCAUUCCAAGUUCGAGUCGGGCAAGUCCGGGCGUUCCAAGGCCCCCCAGAGCCCCGCCCCGUUGCCGGGGAAACCGGCCACCCUCCCCCGGCCCCGCCCCACGCGGGCGUCUCUCCUGCGGCGGGCGCGGCACGGCGACGCCUCCGACACGGAGCUGGCGGACGCGGACCGGGUGUCGGUGGCGUCCGAGGUGUCCACUACCAGCUCCACGUCCCGGCCGCCGUCGGGCCGGAAGGUUCCGUCGCGCAUCGACGUCCUGGCGCAGCCGCGGCGGACCCGCCUGGGCUCGCUCUCCGCCCGCAGCGACUCCGAGGCCACGGUGGCGCGCGGAAGCCCCGCCCCCGCCCGCGUCUCCGCGGAAACGCUCCUCCGCCUCGGCCUGCGGGCCGGGCCCGCGGCCACGCCCAGGACACGCGCCAACAGCGUCUCCAAGCUGCCCGACGCCAAGGCCAAGCUCACCUCCCCCCCAGUGCACGGCUCCCCCUCAGAGAGCACCCAGCCCGUCCCUGAAAGUGCCCCAGCAGUGGAAGAGCCCCUGGCCAGUAAUCGUUGGAGACGCUUGCCACCGGAGUACGCCUCAACUUCAGAGGAUGAGUUUGGCUCCAACCGCCACCCCUCCAAGCACGCCCGGCUCCGCCCUGGCUCUGCCCAGAGAGGGGUGCGGCUGGGAGGCUCCGCCCCCUCCACGCCUGGCCCGGGGACCGGGAUGAUGAAGCAUCGUGCGAGGGAGCAGGAGGAGUACAUCCGAGACUGGACCGCCCACAGCGAGGAGAUCGCCAGGUUAUUUCCCUGUGUGCGCAGGAUCAGCCAGGACCUGGCGAAGGAUCUGGCAAUGCUGGCGCGGGAGAUCCACGACGUGGCGGGCGAGAUCGACUCUGUCAGCUCCUCUGGCACCGCGCCCAGCACCACAGUAAGCACCGCAGCGACCACGCCCGGCUCCGCCCUAGACACCAGGGAAGAGCUGGUGGACCGUGUGUUCGACGAGAGCCUGAACUUCAGGAAGACCGCGCCCACCGUCCAGCCCAAAGCCCCUGAGAUCAACGGGCGCCCCGUGGAACUCCGCCCCCGCGCCCCUGACGGACAGGACCCCCAGACCGCCAUCCGCCGCCGGACCUGGAACCGAGACGAGGCGGUGUUGGACAGUUUGCUGCUGACUUCCGUGUCGCAGCUGUCGGCCAAAAUCCGCCAGAACGUGGACAAAACGGCCGGGAAGAUCAGGAUACUGUUCAAGGACAAGGACAGGAACUGGGAGGAGAUCGAGGGCAAGCUGAAAGCAGAGGGCGACGUGCCACUUCUCAAAACUUCCAACAAGGAGAUUGCAUCAAUCCUGCAGGAGCUGAAGAGGGUGGAGAAACAGCUACAAGUGAUCAACGUGAUGGUGGAUCCGGACGGUACUCUGGACGCCCUGGUGAGCCUGGGUCUGACCAGCCCCACCCUGCCCAAACCCAGGACCAGCCCCGGCGCCCAGGGGCCCCUCCCGGGAAACGGGGCCGCCAGGGGGCCCCUGAUCUCAGCACCCUCGGAGGAGUCGGAGCGAGACUUCAGCCUCCCCCUGAACCGCUUCACCCCCAGCGGCGAGGAGAACUCCCUGACCCAGGAGUGAGGGAGAGAGGCCCUGCCUCUCAGAGCCACGCCCCCACCCCCCCUCCCCCCACAGUCACGCCCACCUUUGCAGAGAGGCUCUGUAUCUUCGCUGACGACUUGAUCCCUACGUGUCUAACAGGGUUUGGAAUCAAUUCCGCUUCAGUUCAGUCAGUUCAGAAAAUCAAUUGACAUCAGUUCGUUGAUUGGAAAAAAAAUCCCCAUAGAACAGUAUGGGAAAUUUUUCUUGGCUGAUCAUGAAUAUUUUUUUGUCUGAAAAGAAGCUUGCCCCCCCCCCCAACCUUUCUCCACGUUGGUACUCCGUCGCUGUGGAACACCAGUAUCCAGUCCAGCAGCACCAAUGAGAAGCAAAAUGAGGACUUGCCGUUCGACUCACUGCCAGUCAAUCACCCCUGGACCACCCAGGGGGCGGUAUCUGCUAAGCCACACCCACAGCACGCACGACCACAACUGGAGACCACAACCGCAACCUCUUCAGGAUUCCAAAAAGCCUGUCUGGCCAGAAGGGGGGUAUUUCACCUGUCUGUCCGUCCCCACCACAGCCCCCCGUGCCAAUAAACAGUGGCUCCUGCUUCCUUUAAAUAAACAAAUAAACCAGCUUUUUAAAGCUUUUUAAAUUCAUUAAAGAUAGUGCUGCAUGUAGCAUUAUAGUGACUCUGGGGCACCAACAUCAGCCCUCGGUCUCAGAUCAGUGACAGCUUGUGGAUAUUUGUGUCUGUAAACCGAAAAAAAAAAAAACAUAUACUUGUAAAAGUAGAUGAUACCAAUGUUUGCAGCUGUGGUCGUUCUAAAGAAGGAUACUUGUCCUGUUAGUACAAAUCGAGACUUUAGGAGGCAAGCGAAUGUUAGACAUUAGCUACGAGUUGUGUGUCAGUUUAUACCCAAACUAGCGUGGAUUACGGCAUGGGUUAUGUGCUGCCAAUCCAUUGAUUGUACAUGUAAUGCAAGUAUUUCAAAUGACUUCUCUUUUCGUUCGGUUUUGUAUAAGACAAACGGAUCUUUGUCGCAUACGAAUUGCAUUCAGCUGUUGUGAAAUCAACUGGUCAUGUAGCUUACCCAGCUUGUUCAAGCUGUUUUUGAGAGCAAAACGAACAUCUAAUAAAAAUAUUGCUUGAUCUGAACAUAUUUUUCAGACCAUUCUGAAACAUGGAGUUACACCAUACUUAAUUGCCUGAUAAAAAUAUAUUUAUGGUAUGAAAAUGUUUUUUAAAGAUUUUUUAUCUUUUUUUGUUUGCUUGGGUAGUUUUUUCUUUGUCACCAUAACUGACUCUGUUCUUUGUGAACCAUUAAGUAUUUGACUUGCCUUUCUGACAGGAAGUACAUGAACAGCAGUUUCCUUUAAGAAAGAAGUAAACUUCCCAGGGAUAAGACAAGAGAGAAACGACAGUUAUGAUGCCAUUUUACUGACAGAAAACACUCCACAACCGGUGGACAGAAAAUGUUUUGAGACCGGUCAGGUGCUAACGCAACAAGCAACAAUCAGCACAUCUUCCAUUCAGUGUGAAUGGCUGCGCUAUGGAUUGUGGGUAAUUUUGCUACAGUGCUCAGCCUUUAACUGGCUGAAAAAAAUUAAUGGAACUCAAUUGUAAACUUCAUUAAGGGUGCUACAUACACCCUGAUAAGAAUUAGAAAUCUUUUAUUCCCAUUUUUUCUUUAUGCAUGAAGAAAACUUGUCUGCCGCAAUGUACGGUCUUGAGGUGAGACAACAAAUAUUUCUCCAUGCUAAAAAAAAAGAACAUUUUUAUAACACAAGUACUAACAGAACAGUACUGACUGUGAUUCCUGGAUACUUUCUGGCUACUUCCGGGCAAUCCCCUCAAUGAUCCAAGUAUUGCCAGGAAGUAUCCACCAGUACUUUUGUUUCCAAAGUACUUUCUGAUUGGCAGACCUCCUCUCUGGUUUCUACCAGUAAAAUGAUGUCAUAGUGGAUUCUGUUGUGUCCCUGUUUUGUUAUCCCGGAAGCUUACCUUGUUCUAAUCAUUGUUGCACUGAAAACAACCAAUUUAUAUGCUAUGUUGUGUCAAAUGUAGUAAGAAAUCCCUCCGUGCGCUUUUUUAUAAAGAGUUUGUGUUCACGCUUCAGUUGCUGUGUUUGAACCUGGGACGCUGAACCCCAGGACCUCCUGAUAACCUGACCUGUGGAGGACUACACAUUUUAAAGCUCGAUUUAACAGACUGGCUCAAAACUCUCAACAGCCGCGAAUCGGCGUCGUCCAACGGCGUCGUCUUUGCAAAUAUAAUUUACUGGAAUCAUCCUGUGUUGUACAUUCAACAGAAACUGUAAUUAAAACCAAACGGAUUUAACCGCAUACUGACCUAUAGCCCAUAGCAGCCCUUUUGAUUUUGCUUGUAUUAUGUCAUUAUGAACCACUCUGAUAUUUACAGAAGGAUACGCACACGCACACACACACACACACACACACGCACAGCCUGCAGCUCAUCUGUAGUUACAGUACAGCCAGGUUGUGCAGAAUGCUUUGUUCUGGGUCUUUCCACAUGAAGCUGUUUGCAGCUGAUGGAAAGUCUUGUUCAAUGCUCUGCGUCACUUAGAGACUUAAGCAAUAGUGAGAAUAGGUACCAGAAAAAGAAAUGCUGUUUUUUGUUGUCGUUGUUGUUGUUAGUUUAUUUAGUUAUUUUUUUUAUUUUUCUCUCUCUUUGGUUUCCAAGUGUAUAGUAUGACGUCACUAAGUGCCCAGUGUUAAGCUUGAGAAAGGGAGAGGCAGCUUUCCUGAUGCAUGUCCAUUAUUUACUGUCUGCCCUCCGUUGAUCCACAGGACAUUUUUAACGGUGUUACAGGUUGUUUUGACCUUACGGUGUGUACAGCAGGUGCGUGGGAGACUGCGAAAAAAAAAGUAGGAAUAAAAAUGACCAAAACUAUACAGCACUUUGUUAUUCUUU
Molecule: messenger RNA, 7726 nt
Organism: Anguilla anguilla (European eel)
Lineage: Eukaryota; Metazoa; Chordata; Actinopteri; Anguilliformes; Anguillidae
Product: centrosomal protein of 170 kDa-like
Exons: 20
Coding region: 250-4830 (1526 amino acids)
Cellular component (GO): centriole
Molecular function (GO): protein binding
Source: RefSeq, a predicted model, not a curated record